Messenger RNA from Brienomyrus brachyistius, 1485 nucleotides. Its product is annotated as tumor suppressor candidate 2-like. Gene Ontology annotation, biological process: inflammatory response; regulation of mitochondrial membrane potential. Gene Ontology annotation, cellular component: mitochondrion. The record is from RefSeq and is a predicted model, not a curated record. The transcript is spliced from 4 exons. NCBI's taxonomy places the organism in Eukaryota, Metazoa, Chordata, Actinopteri, Osteoglossiformes, Mormyridae. The coding region runs from base 351 to 677 and encodes 108 amino acids.
UGGCAUGGGCCGUCUAAGAGCUUCCGGUUUUAUUAUAGAGGCAGUUUAACAUGUCAUGCUGGGUUAGUUUGCUACCUCGUAUUUCAUUUUCUUAUUGUCAACAAUUUUUUCUUGAUUUUUAGUGUUUGCUUGAAUUAUAGUAAAGUAUAUAGACUUAACCAUUUGACAAAUAUUUAUGUUUUAAUAGCUAGCUUGCGAUUGAACAGUCUGUGAUUGCCCGAUUUUUGGUUUGUAUCUUGCAUAAACUGUAUCUGCACACUUGCCUGCGCUGUCUGCAAACUCUAUCGUUCACGGACACCCGAAAAUCUAACCCUAACGCCUUGGUAAGUAAUAAUGUUUCAAGGCUGAAGAUGGGUGGCAGUGGAUCCAAGAGGGGUUAUUGGCCUUUUGCCGGUUCAGGUACCGGCUCCGAUGCGACCAAAGAUAGAAAUGCUCUGGCCCGGCCCCGAGAUUUCCGAAAUGCGACACCGUUCGUGUUUACUAGGAGAAGUUCUUUGUACUACGAUGAGGACGGAGACUUGGCCCACGAGUUUUAUGAGGAGACCAUAGUGAUGAAAAACGGACGCAAAAGGGCCAAAUUAAAGAAAGUUGAGAAGAAUCUAAUACCACAGGGCAUCGUAAAGCUGGAGCCCCCUUGCAUCCACGUAGAUUUCCCCGUCGUCCUCUGCGAGAUCUGACAGAGCCCAGGGCAUUCCAGGACGCUGUGUCGAGCUUGCCCUCGCCAUCCACCCUCCCACCCAACCUCCCACCCUCACCAUGGGACCCCCUCUGUCUGUGUGCGACCUUCCAAUACACCCCCUCUGUGAGCUGGAGUCCACACAACUGGCCUGAUCCAGGUGCUGUGAUCCCAUCCGGGAUGGCAGCGGACCAGAGGAAUCUCAGCGGAAGAGAGUGUAGCUUCACAGGGUGGUUUGGAAGUGGAGUCUGGGAUGGUUCCCUGUCACUGGCCUGGAAAACCACCUCUCUGUGAACCAUCUACAAUGCAACCCUCUCUGCGGUGUGGCAGGCGAUGUCUGCUUCAGAGUCAGAGUGGAUCAUGGGAGGAUAAAAGGCUUAAUGUGGACGACCUGUUUGUGGGUGCGUGGGUGGGGGGGAGAGAGAUGCUGUACUACGACCUGAGGCGGGGGUGGGCUUAGCUUCGCUGUGUGUGCUUUUCAUUGUUAUGGAUGUGUUAAGCUGAGACACAGAUUGUUCACAAUCCAGUUUGUGUUUAGGUGUCAAAUGAUUGGUAAAAAUUAGACAUCAAAUGGGGAAAAAAUACGCUUCUCUGUUUCUGCUGUGCAUGGAAAGGUUUUUUGUUUAAGACAGUGGUGGCCAGUAGGUGUCAGUUAUGUUAAACCUGGAAAACCUACCAUACCUCUGUCCAGAUCCACAGAGUAGCUGUAAGUUCACAUGGAAUAUUUUGUUUUCUCAUGGCAAUAUGAGGUUUAUUUUAGUAUUAAUUAAUCACUGUUGGUUUUUUUUUUUUUAAAUAUAAAAUACUGG